Caenorhabditis bovis is the source of this 1338-nucleotide messenger RNA. Lineage: Eukaryota; Metazoa; Nematoda; Chromadorea; Rhabditida; Rhabditidae. The record is from the annotation of a GenBank genome assembly.
AUGGACGUCGUAAAUUCAGCACGAUUAAUGUACAAUGAGCUAGUGCAGAGUUCCCAGCUACAAUGGACGCUUACUUCAGUGGUGAUUAAUAUGCUGUUAACUCUUACUAUUUGGAUAGGGGUGUUUGAAAUGAAGCCCAAUGAACAAUUAACAAAAAUGUACUUUUUGGGAAGUUCAGAUAAUUUUACUACCGGAAAUCAGUUAGCUGAUGGAAUGCUUAACGGCGCUGGAACGAUCGCAAUGUUGGGAGUUGUUUCAUUCAUUAUGCUGACACUGGCACUUUUCGAUUUUCGUAGGCUGGUCAAAAUGUGGCUCACACUCAGUUGCCUCGUCAUUCUUUAUGGUCUGUCCGGUGUCACUGCAUAUGAAUUCUGUUUCAAAUUUGUGAACAUUGAAGACAUUACCUAUCGCGCAAUUUCGUUCAGCUUUGUGGUUGUGUUCACUGCCAUCUACGGGACACUUGGAAUCGUAGCUUUCUUCUUCGACUCUCCAAUAUGGCUUCAUCAAUUCUACGUGAUUUCCAACUGUUCCCUCAUUGCCGUCUUCUAUCUUCGCGCUUUUCCACGAAACACACCAUGGUUUGUGUUGUGGGGCGUGUUGUUCUGGGAUGCGUUUGCUGUUCUCGCGCCUAUGGGACCACUCAAAAGAAUUCAAGAAAAAGCUGCUGAUUAUAGCAAUAACGUUAUCCGAUUAUUAAUGUUCACAGCCGAACCGAAGCGAAAAUCUGCGGGAGUCGACGAACACCCGAUUCGAAAUGGAGUAAAGGAGCUUAUUCAACUUUAUUCGCGACGAGAAGCUCAAGACGAAGACUUUGUAAAGAAAAUACGUGAGCGGAGGUUGGCUGUUAAUCCAGAUUCGGAAAGUUUUAAAACUGAAAGUCCUAAAACUCCUGGUGAUGAACUCUUUUUGACACCAAAUGAUUUUGAAGUAAAUGAGGAAGAACUGAGCACUUGUGAGGAGAUUUCGCCACCGGAAAGCAGCAACGAUGAAACUGCAGAGAACUCGGAUUCAGCCGAUGAUGAGUACGAAUCAGACGUCGAGAUUGAAGAAUUAACCGCAGCCGAUGCAUUGAAUGAUGGAGAAUCGAUGCGUCUUGGCUUUGGAGAUUUUGUAUUCUACAGCCUCCUUAUUGGUCAAGCUGCAACUAGUGGAAGUGUCCUGGCUACAAUUGCUGCUGGACUAGGCGUUUUGCAAGGACUUCUUAUGACUUUGACAGUCUUCAGCAGCUCCGAACACACGAUUCCAGCCCUUCCUCUCUCCGUCAUUUUCGGUACGAUGUACUAUUUCCAAACGCUAUUCGUUGCUAAUCUGUUGUUUAGCUACCAACCAGAGCUCUAA